Molecule: messenger RNA, 4261 nt
Organism: Chinchilla lanigera (long-tailed chinchilla)
Lineage: Eukaryota; Metazoa; Chordata; Mammalia; Rodentia; Chinchillidae
Gene: Atp9b
Product: ATPase, class II, type 9B
Exons: 30
Coding region: 116-3562 (1148 amino acids)
Biological process (GO): endocytosis; retrograde vesicle-mediated transport, Golgi to endoplasmic reticulum; phospholipid translocation
Cellular component (GO): endosome; trans-Golgi network; plasma membrane
Molecular function (GO): magnesium ion binding; ATPase-coupled intramembrane lipid carrier activity; ATP binding
Source: RefSeq, a predicted model, not a curated record
AGGCGACGCCGCCGGGGUCCGGAGGGGCGCGGGCGUCUCCGCGUCCGGGUUGGAGCUGAAGCGAGAGGGUGGGGAUAGACGCGGGGUUGAGAAGAGCGGGUAGGGAGGGACGAACAUGGCGGACCAGAUCCCUCUGUACCCGGUGCGCAGCGGCGCGGCGUCGGCCGCAGCCAGGCACAAACGCACGGCCUACUACAGCCCGGCGGUUCCCGGGUCGGGGCCCGACCGGCGCGGAAGGUACCAGCUGGAGGAUGAGUCUGCCCAUUUGGAUGAAAUGCCAUUGAUGAUGUCUGAAGAAGGUUUUGAGAAUGAUGAAAGUGAUUACCACACAUUACCACGAGCUAGGAUAACACGAAGGAAAAGAGGACUGGAGUGGUUUGUCUGUGGUGGAUGGAAGUACUUCUGUACCAGUUGCUGUGACUGGUUGCUAAAUAUUUGUCAAAGAAAGAAAGAACUGAAAGCACGCACAGUGUGGCUUGGAUGUCCUGAGAAGUGUGAAGAGAAACAUCCCAGGAAUUCAAUAAAAAAUCAGAAAUACAACAUAUUUACUUUUAUACCUGGGGUUUUAUAUGAACAAUUCAAGUUUUUCCUGAAUCUCUAUUUUCUGGUAGUAUCCUGCUCACAGUUUGUACCUGCAUUGAAAAUAGGCUACCUCUACACCUACUGGGCUCCUCUGGGAUUUGUUUUGGCAGUUACUAUCACACGUGAAGCGAUUGAUGAAUUUCGGCGUUUUCAGCGAGAUAAAGAAGUGAAUUCACAACUAUAUAGCAAGCUUACUGUAAGAGGUAAAGUGCAAGUUAAGAGUUCAGACAUACAAGUUGGAGACCUCAUCAUAGUGGAAAAGAAUCAGAGAAUUCCAUCAGACAUGGUGUUUCUCAGAACUUCAGAGAAAGCAGGUUCAUGCUUUAUUCGAACAGACCAGCUUGAUGGUGAGACUGACUGGAAGUUAAAGGUGGCAGUGAGCUGCACGCAGCGGCUACCAGCUCUAGGGGACCUUUUUUCCAUCAGUGCUUAUGUUUAUGCUCAGAAGCCACAAUUGGAUAUUCAUAGUUUUGAAGGAACAUUUACCAGGGAAGACAGUGACCCUCCUGUUCACGAAAGCCUCAGCAUAGAAAACACAUUGUGGGCAAGCACCAUUGUCGCAUCAGGUACUGUAAUAGGUGUUGUCAUUUAUACUGGAAAAGAAACUCGAAGUGUAAUGAACACAUCCAAUCCAAAAAAUAAGGUUGGUUUGUUGGACCUUGAGCUCAAUCAGCUUACGAAAGCUCUAUUUCUGGCUUUAGUUGUCCUUUCUGUUGUUAUGGUCACCUUACAGGGAUUUGCAGGUCCGUGGUACCGCAAUCUUUUCCGAUUCCUUCUUCUGUUUUCCUACAUCAUUCCCAUAAGUUUGCGUGUAAACUUGGACAUGGGCAAAGCAGCAUAUGGAUGGAUGAUCAUGAAAGAUGAGAAUAUUCCUGGUACAGUUGUUCGGACCAGCACCAUACCAGAGGAACUGGGGCGCCUGGUAUACUUACUGACAGACAAAACAGGAACUCUUACCCAAAAUGAGAUGAUAUUUAAGCGGCUUCAUCUGGGCACUGUUUCCUAUGGAACUGACACAAUGGAUGAGAUCCAGACCCACCUCCUGAAUUCUUACUCACAGAUGCAUCCUCAAGCAAGUGGAAACAACUCCAGUUCAACACCACCAAGAAGAGCCCAAUCUUUAGCCCCCAAAGUUAGGAAAAGCGUCAGCAGUCGGAUCCAUGAAGCAGUGAAAGCCAUUGCUCUUUGUCACAAUGUGACCCCUGUGUACGAGGCUCGGGCUCUCAUCAGUGGUGAAACUGAGUUUGCUGAAGUGGACCAAGACUUCAGUGACGAGAACCGUACCUACCAGGCAUCCAGCCCUGAUGAGGUCGCACUGGUACAGUGGACAGAGAGCGUCGGGCUCACUCUGGUCAGCAGAGAUCUCACCUCCAUGCAGCUGAAGACGCCUGGUGGCCAAGUUCUGACCUAUUGCAUCCUGCAGAUGUUCCCCUUCACAUCAGAGAGCAAGCGAAUGGGCAUCAUUGUCAGGGAUGAGUCUACGGCAGAAAUCACAUUUUAUAUGAAAGGUGCUGAUGUUGCUAUGUCUACCAUUGUCCAGUACAAUGAUUGGCUGGAAGAAGAGUGUGGAAACAUGGCACGUGAAGGGCUGCGGACUCUUGUGGUGGCAAAGAGGGCACUGACAGAAGAACAGUACCAGGACUUCGAGAACCGAUACAGUCAAGCCAAGCUGAGUAUCCAUGACCGGACCCUGAAGGUGGCCGCAGUGGUUGAGAGCUUGGAGAGGGAGAUGGAGCUGCUUUGCCUCACUGGGGUAGAGGACCAGCUGCAGGCCGAUGUGAGGCCCACACUGGAGAUGCUGCGCAACGCUGGGAUCAAGAUAUGGAUGCUAACAGGUGAUAAACUUGAGACAGCUACUUGCAUUGCCAAAAGUUCACAUUUGGUAUCUAGGACACAAGACAUUCAUAUUUUCAGACCAGUAACAAGUCGGGGAGAGGCCCAUUUGGAGCUGAAUGCAUUCAGAAGAAAGCAUGAUUGUGCGCUGGUCAUAUCUGGAGACUCCUUGGAGGUCUGUCUGAAGUACUACGAACAUGAGCUUGUGGAGCUGGCGUGCCAGUGCCCUGCAGUGGUGUGCUGCCGCUGCUCACCCACCCAGAAGGCCCACAUUGUGACGCUGCUACGACAACACACUGGGAAGCGCACCUGUGCAAUUGGUGAUGGAGGAAAUGAUGUGAGCAUGAUUCAGGCAGCAGACUGUGGGAUUGGGAUUGAAGGAAAGGAGGGGAAGCAAGCCUCACUGGCAGCGGACUUUUCCAUCACACAGUUCAGACACAUUGGCAGGCUGCUCAUGGUGCACGGGCGGAACAGCUAUAAGAGGUCUGCAGCUCUCGGCCAAUUUGUCAUGCACCGGGGUCUCAUUAUCUCCACAAUGCAGGCUGUGUUUUCUUCGGUCUUCUAUUUUGCAUCUGUCCCCCUGUACCAGGGAUUCCUCAUGGUGGGGUAUGCAACUAUCUACACCAUGUUUCCAGUGUUCUCUUUAGUGUUGGACCAAGACGUGAAGCCAGAAAUGGCGAUUCUGUACCCGGAGCUGUACAAGGACCUCACCAAGGGAAGAUCCUUAUCCUUCAAGACCUUCUUCAUCUGGGUUCUAAUCAGCAUUUAUCAAGGAGGCAUUCUCAUGUAUGGAGCCCUGGUGCUCUUUGAGUCAGAGUUCGUCCACGUCGUGGCCAUCUCCUUCACUGCACUGGUCCUGACUGAGCUGCUCAUGGUGGCACUGACCAUCAGGACAUGGCACUGGCUGAUGGUCAUGGCGGAGUUCCUCAGUCUAGGCUGCUAUGUGACCUCACUCGCUUUUCUAAAUGAAUAUUUUGGUAUAGGCAGAGUAUCUUUUGGAGCUUUCUUAGAUAUUGCCUUCAUCACAACCGUGACCUUCUUGUGGAAAGUGUCAGCGAUCACUGUGGUCAGCUGCCUCCCACUCUACGUCCUCAAGUAUUUGAAGCGCAAGCUUUCUCCUCCCAGCUACUCCAAGCUGACCUCCUGAGGGCCAGCAUCUGCUGCAGGACUGGACCAGUCCCUCUGGCAUCUCCAGGGAACACAGCAUCUGUACCUUGUUCCUGAGGCAGGACUCGAGCCUGGGUGGAGACCCUCCUGCACUAGACACCAUGGAAGACAGGGUGCUCUAUCAGGGGUAGGGAGCUGCCCACAUCCAGGCUUUUCUCUCCAGUGUCCAGGCUGAGGCAGUGUGAGCUACCACCAAAACAGGGUUGAAUUCCUUCACUUCUGCUGUGAGGGUUUUACUUUCUGAGAAUUGAAAGUUUAAUUUCUGCAGUUCCAGCAUCUAAAUUCUUUCUUUGACAAUGUCAUAUCAAAAGCAUUCAUACUUGAACAAUAAAGUCUAGACACUGGAGCUGCCUCAUCUGCACACACCACUGCCCAUCUUCUGCACACACCACUGCUGCUCUCUUCUUUAGAUGCCCAUCUUGCUUUCCUGCGGACACUCACCUAGAGUGUGCUCCUUACAUACGCAGGCCCAGGUGACCAAAUGGUAACAUUUCUGGACAUAAUUCCAUUGCACCUACAAAUAUAAAUCAUUCCUCAAAGGCAUUGCUGUUAGGGAAUGUGUUUUUUUAAAUUCCCAUCCUUUUAUAUUUGUAUAAAUCACACCCCCAAAUAAUUUCUGUAUGUAGAAAUCAGUUGCCUGUGAAACACAUCACUAAAGAUGUAUCGCUUGCUAUGUUCA